Tricharina praecox is the source of this 5814-nucleotide messenger RNA. RefSeq lists its product as uncharacterized. Gene Ontology annotation, molecular function: histone demethylase activity; transcription coregulator activity. The coding region runs from base 282 to 5684 and encodes 1800 amino acids. The transcript has 5 exons. Lineage: Eukaryota; Fungi; Ascomycota; Pezizomycetes; Pezizales; Pyronemataceae. Gene Ontology annotation, biological process: regulation of transcription by RNA polymerase II; protein demethylation. The record is from RefSeq and is a predicted model, not a curated record.
AAAGAGAGAAGGAAAGAAGGAAAGAAAGAAGAGAGUGCGAAAGCAAAGAGUCGGGAGAGAGAGACUGAGGCAGUGGGAGAGUGUGGUGUACCUACCGCCCUUACAAUACCAAUACCUCACCAUAACAGAGCACUCCCGAUCGCUCAUCGACCCCCUCGCUUCACUACCGCGACUCACCUCACUCCGACAACUUCUCCUGCGCGCCGUUCCUACAGAUCCUCCGCCAUCGACGGAACCGGUCAAUCUCGACAUUUCACGAGCCGUCUUUGACCCCUACGUCGAUGGCCGCCUCGAGAGACGGCUUGCCAUACGGCUCCAGAUGGGGCUUUCGCACUCCAUCGCCCGAUUUUGCGCGCACCGCCGUCGAGCCCCUCUCACCGCCUGCCGCUACUCCCGCUUUCGCCGCGAGAUCCUCUUCGUUCUCGAACCCCAACUAUCCCCCGCCGCCGACCACCUACUCCUCCUACAGCCCGCAGUAUCCGCCUGUUUCGCGGAGCUCGCGCGAUCCCGAGCCUGCCUUCCACCACCCUUCACCAAGAGCCCCUUCACCUGCUCCGAAUCCCUAUAACCACCACGGCUAUAGUUUCGCUCCGCCAAACUACAAGCUGCUACCGAAAGCGGCACCGAAUCCCCUCGAUGCUCUCGCCGACAUCGCGCUCAUGCACGGCGCUGGUCGUCUCCCAUCGGGCCCCACAUACAACCCCCCGCCACUGCUGUUCCCAACGAUGGCAUCACCAUCGCCCCCGGUAGCCACGGCAGUAAUGGUCUCCCCUUCCCCCUCCUGGCAGCGGCCGGAUUCCGCGCUACCCCCGACUAUGCCGACAAGCAAGAUAUCGAUGGAGCGGAUCAUCCCGCACGCGAAGCCUGCACACGAGCACAACUUUGGUCCUAUCGGUCAGGAGAGACGCUCCGUCUCAGGCGGACGGGAACGUAGGAAUUCUGCUAUCGCGGAUGCGCCUUUGUCUCCUCCUUCACCGGCCGCCGUGCGACUACUCCCGAUGAAGUCCAGGCUUCCACUGCCGGAUCUGCCCCGGGCUGUGAUGGAACCGCUACCUGUUAUGGAACCGCUAUCUGCAAGGCUGCUGCCUUCAGUGAUCAUGAUGUCUGAGCCAGCUCCGCCAGCAGAAAUCCAGCUACCACAGCCAGGGCCGACGCCCGAAGAACUGCGAUCGCGAUACCCGUGGAUUAAUGCCUCCCCGGUGGACAUGUAUAUGGACUCAUCGAACGAUGGGGAAGAUGACGAGGAUGGGUUCAGCAUUGCAGUGAUGCGUCCAGGGGACAUGUCCAAGGCAUUCGCCCAGUAUUAUGAGACUCCCGCGGAAGGUUUUCUGGACGUCGAUGUUGGCAAGUCCAAAACUACGUCUCUUCCGACUCCAAGCCAGGACGAUCAUGUCAUUGGCAGUCCUUCCGACGUGGUUAUGGAAGAUGUAGAUGAGGCGCCUCGAGUCAAUGAUUCGGCCGCCAAUUUUACCCCAGAAAUCGCUGAGGAUGAGAGUCCCGCAGAGGUAGCCGCGGUCGUCGAGGACGUGGCAACAGUCAAUACAGAAGCUGGGGAAUUGAUGGAGGUGGAUGAGAAAAUGGCAACCGACCCACCUGCUGUGGAUGCGACCUCUACGGAGCCGGACAGCAAUUACGGUACCCUCCUUUCAAGCAAGGUGCCGCCGGAAAGCAAGCCGGACUUGCCUCAGCCACUACCAUCUGCCUCGGACGAAUCCCUCGAUGUUGUUGAUCCAAUGGUUAUCGAUCAGGAUGUUGGUGACUCUGCAAAACACACGGCUACAGCCGGUGUUGAAGCAUCUGUCCCAACUGCAACUCCUGUUCCGGAUGAGGAAAUCUUGCGAAAUCGUCGCUCUUCGAGUCGCCUACUUAAAUCGUCCGAGCCAAAGAAAAAUAGCCGGAAACCGAAAGAAAAGUCCGUCCCGGAGCACGUCGGUGCUGCGUCUGGUGCGCAGCGUUCCGACAACGAAGAGGAUUGCCAAACCUGCAAAGUCCAUUAUUCGGAAGACGAUGGACGUAACGGUGCAUGGAUUGGCUGCGAUGGCUGUAAGGGUUGGCAUCACGCGCGUUGCGUCAAGCUUGAUCAAGCGGCCGUAGACAAGAUUGAUAAGUUCUAUUGCGUCUCGUGCGAACCAACGCAUGGCAAAUCUACUUUGAAACGAUCCUCUGGCAGAGCACGCACGGCAAUCGACUAUGAAGCUCUGCACCAUGGUUCUUCAGCACCAGUCAAGAAUCCGGAUGAUGCUAGGAUACAUCCAUACAUUCGCAAGAUCCUUGAUAAAGGCCACCCCUUCGCCGAAGACAAUCUCAAGCGCCUCAGGCCCGAGCUAGUCACCGCCGCGGUGAUAGACAGCAACGACGCUGCCUCAUGGAAGGAGCCGUUUAUCGUCCCGGCAAAGUGGAACCCGACGCCGUGGCACAAUGACCCCAAGGCUGCUCCGUCUGCGAGUCUAACGCCGGUCUCUCCUGGCACUUCUGUGCCUCCACCACCUCCCGCUCCCGCCAACGGCACGAAAACGAGAUUGGGCUCACCUGCUAGCAAGUCUCGUCAAUCGCUGGAUUUCGACGAACCUAUCCAAUGGGCACGGAGGGAAGACGCAGACGCGUUGGACAUGAGGAUUCCAUCCGGACUGACCGUCCGUCGCGUAGCCGAAAUGGUCGGCGUCAACACGACCGUUCCGAUGAUGGAUGUGGUCACUCAAGAGCCCCCGAAGGAGCCAUGGACGAUGGGUCGUUUGGCGGACUACUUCGAGAGCCCAGAAAAGGACACCAUCUACAACUGCAUCAGUUGCGAAGUGUCGACAAGUCAGCUUGGAGAAAUGAUCUCCCGUCCCAGGGCUGUGAGAGAGACGGACUUGGCGGACCGAGUUUGGGAUUGCGCUCCCGGGUUCGCGAAACCGACAGUCGGCAAAUACGUCCUGAUGUCCGUCAAAGACUCCUUCACCGAUUUCCAUGUCGACUUUGGCGGUUCGUCAGUCUUCUAUCACAUCUAUGAGGGACAAAAGGUGUUUCUGGUCUUGCCACCAACCGAGAAGGCCUUGAAGACGUACGAAAAAUGGUCUUCGUCGGAAAGCAUGAACUAUACUUUCCUUCCGGACCUGCUUCCGGAUAUCCCAUGCCGCCUCAUCACGUUGAAUAAAGGCGAUACUUUUUUCAUACCGUCGGGCUGGAUCCAUGCAGUGUAUACUCCGGUUGACAGCUUGGUAAUCGGUGGAAACUUCCUCACUCGGGGCUUUUACAUCAACCAGAUGAGAGUCUACAAUAUUGAGGCGGUCACGGGAGUGCCGAAGCAGAUGCGAUAUCCACGCUAUGCAACUCUCAUGUGGGCUGUCAUGUUCAACUAUAUUGAGAAGGACCGGAUGCCGAGGAACAUCGAGAAGGAUAUCCUUACAGCUAUUAUCGGACGAAAGCAUAAACUUCGAUUGUCUCAGAUUCCUUACUCGGUCGAAGAGCUCAAAGGACUUCCCAGUUUGCUGGACUUCCUUCACAGGAACGUUAUGAUUACCCUGGGCGUUAUCACCACGUCGCAGCGACCUGGAGCUACAAGGCUCUCCAAAACGGUUGUGGAUAACGUCAAGAAAGCGGUUCCGUGGCCGGUCAAUCGGAACCCCCUCCUGUACCUCAAACACUUUGCACGUUGGUGUAUCUGGAAGCGGGCUUGUGCCGAUAUCGUUCCGGGUGGCGAGAAGGUUCCCGAUUGGGCGCAAGUGGAAUGGAUGCCUACACCAAUGGGCGGCACGACUGACAUGAAAGUCGAGGAGGCUGAGGGCGACGGGGAGGGUGCUGGCAUCGACGGCGAGACUCCGAGACGUGGAGGGUUGAGGGAGCGUUCAAAGCCGUCUGUCAGUCCUGAAGAUAAUCUCGAGGAUUUCAACUACUUCCCAGAGCGUCUUCUUCCAGUCGUUGCCGGUUUGAAUGGAACUCGGCGAUCUUCAUCGAUGGUGCCAGGGAAGAGGUCGGCUACACCAACCCCUGGACCUUCUUCCUUGAAGAAGCCCAAAACAACUCGACGUAACCGAAAUACUACGCCUGCGCCGUCGUCCGCCAAUUCGAAGAAUCAUCAGGUCGAGUACCUCAAACUCACGGACGGAAGCUUGUAUGUCAAGAAGUUGUCGAACCUCGGCCCGCCUCGUAUCGGCUGCGAGAGUUGCCGACUCAAGAAGACCGGCUGCAAGCAUAAGGACGAGAUUCGCGCACGCGGCUGGUGCGAUGACGACAGAGCCACGACUCUGGAUCCCGAGUCUAGAGUUGAUAUGGACGAGUUCGAUGAUGACGACGAGCCGAUGGAUGACACGCCGAGCAAGCCUGCGCCCGUCAAGGCUUCUCCAGCUGUGGAGAGAGCAGCAUCACCGCUUUUUCCGGCGCCGAAGUUUGCCGCUGCGUCGUCUUCGAUAAGGCUGUCGGUGCCACCGGAGGCGUCGCUAGCUGGUAGACGAAGUCAGACGCCUGCGAAGUCUUCGUGCAAUUCCAAAGCGACUGCUCUCGGCUCCAUGGGGCCGCCAGCGGGCUACAAAGGACGCAAACCUUCGUGUGAAGACUGCAAAGCUCUCAAGAAAAAAUGUCUCCACCAGGACACGUGGAAGCUCGUCCAGGAUAAGCAGGCAGCGGCGGAAUACAAGAAGGUGCUCAAAAAGCAUGGCAUUGAGAACCGCCGCCAGGCGAAGGAGUCGAAGCGGAAGGCGACCGUGGCGCGCCAGAGGGAGGGCGCCGUCACCAAAUCGGUUACGCCAGUGCCAGUGGAGCAAGAAAGCGCCGACAGUGCGGUUCUGCGCGCUCCGCCGUUGCUGGUGCCGAUUCAGCCUGCUCCUCCAAGGCAGUCUAAAACGCCGAUUCCGGUGCCUGGUACGACGAAGGAGCCGGUCGAGGAGACUGUCGUGGAGACAGCUAUGGAGACUGUCGAGGAGCCGGUCAAGGAGGCUGUCAAGGAGGCUGUCAAUGAGGUUGUCAAGGAGGCUGUCAAGGAGCCAGCCAAGAAGCCUGUCAAGGAGUCGGUCAAGGUGACAGUCAAGGAGACAGUCAAGGAGCAAGUCAAGGAACCCGCCGAAGAACCCGUUAAGGAGGAGGAGGAGGACGACGAAGAGCAUAAGGAGGAGGAGCCUGUCAAAGAGCUCUCCCCUAUUGCUAAGUCAGUGCGUGUGAAGCGGCCGCUCAAGCAUGCUUCGCCAGCUCGGCCCUCUUCGAGGAGUAAACGAUCCUCCAACGUUCUUUCCCCCAGUAACGACGUCGCCCGUCUCGAUCUCGAUCUAUCGAUACUGGCGGAGGAACAGCAGUUCACGUCCGGCCAAGGUAGUGUUGAGCCGGCUCUGGAUCCCAGUAUCACGGCGCCUCCCAUCGAGAUCGAGGACACGCCGCCCAAGACGCGCAAGGCGCAGCAGCCCAGGACCAUUCCCGGCGAGUCGUCGCCAACCUCGCCGAGUACAUCGCCAUCCAUGGCACAGAACGACAUUCAACGGGAGUACAUCGCGGCGCUGCAUCAGCGCGCUAAGGUUACGUACACGAACACCAAUAGGAGCAUCAAGCGGAAGGCGGAGGAGGAGAGUCCUGAGCAGCCGGCGACUACUACAUCUAGCAGUCGGCGCGUCAAGAAGGAAGUCGUCGUUGGAGACGGUAAGACUACGUUUGAGAAUCUGAGGCAGCUCAGUCUGGGUCUCAGAGUCAGGGGGCAGAGGGGUGGCGAGGUCUGUUGAGAUGAGAUUGGGGGCAUCUACACAUUGGUUUUUCUUCGUUUUUUUUCUCUUCCUUUCUCGUUGAUUUGAUUUCUUCGUCUUACUGCGUUCGUUCUAUCUAUGGGAGUGUGGAGUUACCGCGCGGAGUGGG